Messenger RNA from Ochlerotatus camptorhynchus, 650 nucleotides. RefSeq lists its product as uncharacterized. The coding region runs from base 3 to 650 and encodes 215 amino acids. NCBI's taxonomy places the organism in Eukaryota, Metazoa, Arthropoda, Insecta, Diptera, Culicidae. The record is from RefSeq and is a predicted model, not a curated record. The transcript is spliced from 4 exons.
CGAUGGACUUUAAUGAUUUGGAGCACCUAGCGGACGUGCUUCUCGUGGAAUGUGAAGCAGAUUUUGAACCGUCUUUCUAUCGCCAAGCAGAGGCCAUCUACCAACGGGAAUCAACCAUUUACAACAACAUCGAUUCGAUCUCGGCCCUCCAGCGCCGUUUGGAUGGAGUUCAACGUGAUCAAUCAGAGCUGGAAGGUUCGGUUUGGCUUAUCGCAGAAAAGUUAGUUGAAUUGGAACUAUCAAUCACCGAACAGGAGCAGUGCGCCCAGGAAGUAACAUGGCCAUGCCGAGCAAGGGCAUGGCCAUUUGCAACGUCGUCGUCGCAGCAGGCAAGUGCGGAAAGAAACAAGAUCUAUCGAACCCUGCUGGAGGUGGCAUCACGGAUGGACGAUCCGGACCGAGAAUGGCCUCCGGUCGCCGGCCAAUUGAAGGUUAUAAUUGGUGAUCAUCGUCGAUGCUACGAUAAGCAUUUUCCAGUUAUCGGCGUCCUUGCUUGCCACACCGAAACCUUGGUGGCCGUUGAAAAGCAGCUGGAUGCAAUCAAUGACCUGCUGGCUGCAAAUGAAAAGCUUUUUCGAGAAUUCUGUCCCCGUACCGAAGAACAUUGUAGGCCAGGUAACUUUUGCUACAAUCUGAUGACUGACAUGUAA